Tauraco erythrolophus (red-crested turaco) is the source of this 770-nucleotide messenger RNA. Lineage: Eukaryota; Metazoa; Chordata; Aves; Musophagiformes; Musophagidae. The record is from RefSeq and is a predicted model, not a curated record.
CCACCGCUGGGUCCUGCAGCAGGGACCGCAGUCCCAAGCUGCUGCAGGGGCCACUCCUGUGGAAAAGCCACUGGCACGGGGAGGCGACGUCGGAAGGUGCAACAUCCAGUGCCUUCCUCCUCCUCCUUGGCUACGGACGCAAGAGCACCCAGGAGUACAUGGGCAUCCUCUGCAGCCUCAUCAUGCGGGACAAGCUGCCCUUGGAUGACAUCAAGGCCAGCGUCACCGAGAUGAUGGCGGGUGGGGUGGACACGACCUCCAUGACGCUGCAGUGGGCCAUGUUCGAGCUGGCACGGUCCCCAGCAGGGGACAGGGUGAAGAUGCUGAAAACCGUCCGGUUGCUCAAAGCUGCCAUCAAGGAGACGCUCAGGCUGCACCCCGUGGCCGUGACCCUGCAGAGGUACACCACGCAAGAGGUCAUCCUCCAAGACUACCGCAUCCCCCCCAAGACGCUGGUGCAGGUGGGACUCUAUGCCAUGGGUCGGGACGCCGAGGUCUUCCCCAAACCGGAGCAGUUCAACCCCCAGCGCUGGCUGGCAGCCGGCCCCAAGCCAUUCCACUGCCAGGGACACUGGGGACUGGGGAGCUGGCACUUGGGGCUGGGUACCUCUGGUGUUUUCCAUCCGCUCUUUUCUCCUCCGUCUCAGAUCCUGGAGAACUUCAAGAUCGAAACCAUGAGAGCGGUGGAAAUCGGCACCAAGUUCGAGCUCAUCCUCAUCCCGGACCAACCCAUCUACCUGACCCUGCGGCCGCUCCCACCCUGGCCGUGA